UCCCGAGGUGCCGCGACGGAAAAACAGCGCGCAGGCGGGCUCAGCCGGGCGCCUAGCGCGCCCCGCCUCCGGGGUGCCGGGCGCCCGCCCCUCGCCCAAGCUCCGCCUUUCCCCACGUGUCUGCGGCCGAGGGGAGGUGCCUGAGCCGGAGCGGGCUAUCUACCGGUCCGGCCCGGUCCUCGCACAGGUUUCCGUCGGCUGCGCCCGGUACCUGCCCCGGCUGCCGGAUGCUUCCGCCCCGGCUGUGGCGGGCCGGGCUGGACGCCUAGUGCCCGGUUCGAGCCCGGCCUGAAGCGCCCGCGGGGGUGGCAGCGGCCUCCGCCCCGCGGAGACCGAGCUGCUUGAGGACGAGGCGGCGGCCGCGGGGAGGAGGAUGGGGGCUAACCAGUUAGUGGUGCUCAACGUGUACGACAUGUACUGGAUGAAUGAAUACACCUCAUCCAUUGGAAUUGGAGUUUUUCAUUCUGGAAUUGAAGUAUAUGGCAGAGAAUUUGCUUAUGGUGGCCAUCCUUAUCCUUUUUCUGGAAUAUUUGAAAUUUCCCCAGGAAAUGCUUCUGAACUAGGAGAAACGUUUAAAUUUAAAGAAGCUGUUGUUUUAGGGAGUACGGACUUUCUAGAAGAUGAUAUAGAAAAAAUUGUAGAAGAACUGGGAAAGGAAUAUAAAGGCAAUGCCUACCAUUUGAUGCAUAAAAACUGCAAUCACUUUUCUUCAGCUUUAUCAGAGAUUCUUUGUGGGAAAGAGAUUCCUCGCUGGAUCAAUCGACUUGCCUACUUCAGCUCCUGUAUACCCUUUCUACAGAGUUGCCUCCCAAAGGAGUGGCUGACCCCCGCUGCUCUGCAGUCUAGCGUCAGCCAGGAACUCCAGGAUGAACUGGAAGAAGCAGAGGAUGCUGCAGCGUCCGCUGCCAUGGCAAACACUGCAGCUGGCUCCAGACCUGGGCGCCACACUAAACUAUAAGCAUCUCCAAAGUCACACCUUCAGAACUGUCUCCUGCAGUUGAAUAUCUAGAGAAAACAGAGUAAGCGUCCUUUGGAUAUUUUGUACACAAAGAUGGCUCUCCCCCAAAUCCCAGAUUUUCAGCUCAGGAUUAUAUUUAUAAUCAAAAAAAGAAGAAGAGGAAAAUCACUUGGCGCAGGAGGGAGAACUUUGUACGAAGCUGCCCUUUUUUUUUUUUUUUAACCCACUUGUAAAUUUGGAUUUACUUCUGUUUUAUACAUGCUCUGUUAAGUUAUGUUUACAGUAUUUUGUAUCGCUGUUUACAAAUCUUGCAUGGACUUCUGCCACCGUAAAAGAAGAAAGUCUUCAUCUUCAAAAUUAGGCAGGUCAUCUUUGUACACAUCCUGAUAAUUGCCAGUUAAACAGCAUAAAUAGUAGGCACACGAAAAGGUACUUAACAAAGGUUACAGUUCACAUCAUCGACUUAAGAACUGUCUUUUAGGCUUGUAUUUGUUUUAUUAACAUUUUUGGCACCCAGAUACAGGGAAUCAAACUGGCCUGACAUGAAGGAGCACACAGACACAGCCAGAGGGCUUGGGGCCCUGGGUCAGUUCCUCUCCAUACCCUUCCCAUUCUUGAGUAGCACAGUUCCCAAGGUGCCCAUGGAACAUCUGGUUUCAUCCCAAAUAUCAGUCCACCUCAGCAGGGUGGUACUGUAUCUGUCUGGCUUGGUGCCUCUGGUUCUAUAAUUAAGAUGUUCUUCAUUGAAGAUAAUCUUGUAACUGACAAGUGUUUUGCACAUUUGUUGGGAGCCAGGCUUCAUUUUUAUUUUAAUACAUAAUAAAUUCCUCCCUGCACAGGAUUUUUUAGUAGGGUAGGAGUAUCCUAAGUGGUAGCUUCCCAAGUAGCAGUAUGAAUUGCCUUUAGACUGCUUUUUGACUAUUCAGGCUACCUUUUAUACUAGACCCUGAAUACCAGAAUCUAAAGAAACACCCCCAAAAGUAAUUCUUUGAUAUUUCAUACUUUGUAUACACCAUAUCAGAAAUGGGUUGCUGAAGUUUAUUCGUUCAUAGUGAGAAUAGUUUAACCUCCUAAUAGAAAUUCUAUUUUCAUUGAACUCACUGAAAAAUCAUAUUUUUGGGUGUCUUAAGUUCAUCUUUUUAUGUUCUCUCAACUGUAUGUCUCAUCUAAUGUGAUAAGUCCUCACCGUAAGCCAUCUGCUAGAGUCCACCCCCUAAUUGACCCUUGGAUAUAAGAACCAAAUCAUUACAUGUCACAAUCAAUGUUCUGCCUUAAGAGUGAAUGCCCUGCAUAAAGUCGUGGAUGCAGUAGAGAAACAGGCCAAGGCAGCAACUGCAGCUCCAGAUACAGUGGGAGUGUGAAAGUCAUUUAUAUAUUUCUCUAUAAACUUUUAGAUUGGAUUAUUUGUUAUUUCUCUAUGUGAAAAUACCUAUCUUUGAGUAAACUACAUCCUUUUCCAUAAGCUGAUUUUGAUUGAUUUUUAUCAACGUAAGCACACCCUGUUCAUAGGGAAAAUAAACCUUAGGUUUUAAGCAUUGGCCUGAGGAAAAUGAAGCCACUUUCUGCUGUUUGUUCUGUUUCCAAAGAGGAAAGCAGCUACAAUUACUGUGCUCUGUGGGGAGCAGAGCAUUUGUUUUUAGACACGUGAUAGAAGGACAGACUGUGUGAUCUUCAUGAAGAGUUGACUUGGUUCAGGUCUGAAAACAAGACUUAGGACAGAACACUAAUGCUCUCCAAUAGGUGCUCACAUAGUAAAUGCUUGACGCUGUUGACUUGGGAUUUUUUUAUAUAUAUAAUAAUGUGGAUCACAGUGUUUUCUAAUUGAAAUAUAAAUGUUUUAAAUCUUCUGUUGACCCAAGGGAAUAACCCUUAGUUAGAUGUUCCUGAAUAGAUAGCCAGGAACAGAUCAGCACACAAAUGAUUUUACUGUACUUUUGUCUGCAGCAUUUGGGUUUAAAAAUAGUGUAAAGGGUCUUAGUGGAAAUAAAUAGCAGCCUGAAACUUAUUCUCUAAUAGCGGAUAAAAUUCUGGCCAUGAGAUCCCUUGCACUGUACCUGGCUAAGGAAAGGAAGGUCUUACUUUAGAAAGUCUCACAUAAGUGAGGUCUUUCUCUACAGCUCACAUUAAAUUGGGCUUAAUUCGCAUUUAACUUGCUUCUCUUGCCCUUGGAAGAAACAGUCUUGUUCUCCACCUGAACAAUCCCAGGUCAAAAAUCUGGUCAUUAAUAUACUUGUGAUCCAUGGAGUCAGAUCCAGCUUUUGUAAUUUGACCAAGUGAAAUACGUUUCUCCUAGUGGGUCAUUGGGUUUCCUCUGUUUUCAUUUCCGUGGGUUUUUCAACCCUCACCAGGGAGCACCAGCUUUGGAAGUAACUGUGGUACUGUAAAAGGUGGUUGUGGUCCUAGAGCACCUCCAGGCCUGAACUCCAGCCAACUGUUGCUCUGACUCACAGCAAUAGCAUACGUUACCCAUCACCAGCAUCUGUACAGAGCAGGGAAUUCUGGUUUAGUCCAUUGAUGGCGUGUGUGUGAGAAUAUUCGGACUCUGUUUCCAUCGGCUUCUUCCAUCACAGGACAGGCGCUAACCCACGUGUCUUCUUAUGGCUCCAUUUCUGUAAGAUUCCUGUGGCUUUGGUACAUGCUAUGUUUUCUUUAAAUGGCUAAGUUUAAAAGUCGAGUUUUCCUCGGCAGUUGGCCAUCCUGCCAUGUUACCCCUUUGUCAGUAUGGUUUGAGAGUGUAGCUUGAUUGUUAGACUUCUGUUGUCUGCCAGUCCAUGCGCACACAUCUCCAUGGUCAACAGGUGGGACAGCUGUCAAUGAAUCUUCAUGGACUUGAAGAUAAUUUCUUGUGACGUUGAAUGCAAGUGUCAUAGUGUUUCUAUGAAAAUACCAGGAAUCUUCACUUUUGCUACCUUGAUAUAGCAUUGAGCUAUCAUGUUACAACAUUGAAAUACA
Molecule: messenger RNA, 3910 nt
Organism: Nannospalax galili (Upper Galilee mountains blind mole rat)
Lineage: Eukaryota; Metazoa; Chordata; Mammalia; Rodentia; Spalacidae
Gene: Desi2
Product: desumoylating isopeptidase 2
Exons: 5
Coding region: 374-958 (194 amino acids)
Biological process (GO): protein deubiquitination
Molecular function (GO): deubiquitinase activity
Source: RefSeq, a predicted model, not a curated record